Molecule: messenger RNA, 612 nt
Organism: Mangifera indica (mango)
Lineage: Eukaryota; Viridiplantae; Streptophyta; Magnoliopsida; Sapindales; Anacardiaceae
Product: protein NONRESPONDING TO OXYLIPINS 2, mitochondrial-like
Exons: 3
Coding region: 105-389 (94 amino acids)
Source: RefSeq, a predicted model, not a curated record
CCACUGCUUGCUAUACGUCACCGUUUGAUCAGCAAAACUCUUGGACCUCUUCUGCAGUAGGGUUUAAGCUCUCUCCACUGUCGCAGCACUCGUCUGAACCUAAAAUGGCUUCAUUAUGUAGAUCGGCCAUAGCAACAGCUUCAAAAACAAUCGCUGCUCGAUCCAGAACCACAACCCAGAAGACCCUUACCCCAAAAUCCGUUUUAUCCGCUUUCUCUUCACCCUCCAGCUCCGUCCCUCGUGCCUCAAGGGUUCUUUCUGUAUUGGGAAGUGCUGAGUCACUGAUGCCCCUCCACAGUGCCAUUGCCUGUGCUCGCCUCAAAUCAAGCAUUGCUGUUGAUUCAACAUGCUGGAGCUGGCUUUCUAAAGGACUUGCGGUACCAUUGUGACAGGGCUUGCUGGGUAUACUAUGGCACUCUAAAUGAAUAGGAUUUAGUUUUCUAAUGGUGAAAGCAAAACAAAUGCCUGUAGUCUUUUUCCUCAGUCUUUGUAUCCAGCUGAGUAUGCACACACGUGUAACAAAGUGAAUAAGUCCUGUUACUUCUUUUGUAAUUUUUAAAAUUUAUUUGCGGGGAUUAAGGCUAUAUUAAAUGGUAUUUAUCUUAUUGAUCA